AGCUUCUCUUCCUCCUAACUAUAUCUGACUUGAGCACAACUACUGUUAGUGUUGGAUUAUGCAUCCUCUAACUUUGAUAUUGCUUUUGGCUGCAGGCGGCUGUGAGGCACUGUACAGGCAGAAGCUGACAUGUAACUACGAACUGAAGCACAAGAGCCUGCCAAGGGUUUGGUGCAGGCAGAGCUCCAGCGACUGUUGCGUUGGCCUCACCUUCAGCCAGGGUGCCCGCUUAGUGGAUGAAGGCAAACUGGAGGUGACCCAGGGUCCAGACUCCUUCACUGUAGCGGUGCUGAUACCAACCCAUGGAGAGGGAAUGUACUGGUGUGGUGUGCUGAGCGAAAAUGACACCAUCAUCAAGCUGGCUGAAGGCUACUUUCACAAAUCCUCUGGAGCUUAUACCUGGAGCAUUACUCGCUGGAUUCUGCUUCCUCUGCUCCCCAUGCUGACCAUAUUCACCAAUGUUUACAUCAGAA
Messenger RNA from Morone saxatilis (striped sea-bass), 473 nucleotides. RefSeq lists its product as uncharacterized. The record is from RefSeq and is a predicted model, not a curated record. Lineage: Eukaryota; Metazoa; Chordata; Actinopteri; Moronidae.